AUGUCAACUAAUGCUUUUUUGACAGGCUUGAGGUCUACUUGUUCUGCAGGAAGGAUCGGUUAUGAACUUCCCGAACUGUUAAAAAAGGAUCAAUAUUACAGUACAUGCUUUCGAUCGUGGUCCGUACCGUUUAUUGAUACUAUUUCUACGAAUCGUGAAAUUUAUCAAUAUGUUACGAAGGCUGGCAUUUUGGGAUUUGUUAUACGAAUCGUUAAACAGACCAAGAGU
Messenger RNA from Dentiscutata heterogama, 228 nucleotides. NCBI's taxonomy places the organism in Eukaryota, Fungi, Glomeromycota, Glomeromycetes, Diversisporales, Gigasporaceae. The record is from the annotation of a GenBank genome assembly.